AUGUAUGCAUCCACCGUUCACCGUCUCUUUCCUCUCGACCGUGGUCAAUACCCCGUGGCGCGCCAUAGACGCUACAUUGCUGCGGCUUGGGCUGCUGCUCGGCUGGGUCGCAGCAUCUUCCCCUCAAAGGAGCACUACACUGUCGCGGUCCUCUCGGACUUCGACGGCUCAGGGCGUCACCACCCUAGACAUCGCGGCCUCGGCACGGUCCCCGUCGCUCGCCAUACUGCAAUGGGUGAAGUUGGCACGCUCGUCUCCGGAUUUAGGGACGAGCUUGUGAGCCUUGGAAAGCGCCGCCAUGUUCCCGACAUCUUCCCCGACCUCGACGCUGACGUCAACCCGACGUUCAAGAGGUUCACGGAGGAAGACCGAGCACGUCAUGCGUCGCAGAUGGGAGUGUUUUCCGUCGACAAUCUGGUGUCGGGCAUUAAGAGAGAGCGGGCUCCUCUUUCUGUGAAGGAGAGACGUGCUAAGAGGGACGAGCAUCGGCACAACAAAUUCAUUCCUACUCUCAUCAAACAUCUGACGAGGACCAAGAACGGUUCUCUCUCUCCAUCGCUGAGAGAUGCCCACACUGUCACCUUCGGCCGUCCGCGUGCGACGUACCUGCACGACUACCUGAAACCCUACGACAGCAACCACUCAUAUCUUUGCUCGAGGAUGGAGACUUCCACAAAGGCUACUGAGAAGCCUUCCCAGUCGGUGGUUGAUUAUCCGCCGCUGACUAUCGAAGAAGUUAUCACUCAAAUCACCACCGAGGAGAACGAGAUGUACUAUGACGCCGAGGAGGACUUCUAUGGGCUCACUCCGGAGGAGGAGGCAUUUGUCGAUAUGGUAUGCGACGAACUCGAUGCGCGUCGCCGUGCAACGGCUAUGGAUGUCAACGCUGUCUCAACCACUUCAUCAGCCCCAACCCCGAUGAUGCUCAAGGACAUUCAGACUUUCGACGACGGUUCCAAGGUAGUAGCAGUGGUCAUUGAAGAUUUCGACCAGACACUCGUGAAUGAUAAUGACAAGUUCGAGAAGCAGCUGGAAACAGCUCUCGCAGAACCGUACGAUAUGGAGCAUACAUUUGUCCACGACCCUGAGCUAUGGGCGGGCAUCGAAUUGGGCACUCUCGACGGCUCUUCCAUUGUGCCUGCUCCGAACACCAACCUUGACCAGGAUGUUGAUAUGGCGCUACGUGCUCAUUCUUCUGAGUCUUUGACGCACACCACAACCAUCAUCGACGAGGAUAUCUUCUAUCGCCCAACCUCGAUCGCGGACGAGGAUGCAUCCAUGCAUGCUUCUCAUAUUCCUUCCCAAGCUCACACUGAGUUUUACGCGGUCCACGAAUACCAGUCCUUGACAUUCCAUGAUGUCGACAAAGACGAGGCCUUCUUCACCGCUCCACUGCCGUCUCUCAAUGUAUUUGCUGCUUUAGAUGCCGACCCUAUCAUGAUCGACGAGGACGCCGUUUCGGACAUUCUGAGCUCCCCAUCGCCGAUGGGAGCGCCGUAUGACGACAAUGUCCUUCCUGCUGUUGGUGAUGGCGAGUCUUGUCUUGAAGCUGCCGAUCCUGCCCCUCCUAUAACGGCCACCGAGGAAGAGGUCGAGGCGUUCCUUGCAACUGUCCUUUUUCCUCCUCAGCCAGCCGCUCAGUGUUCUGCCGAACUGGUUGAUUUCGAUGAUGUAGCUGAGAUGGACAAUCUAGGCCAACCUUAUACUGACGUCUCGCCAGAGCGCGAAGGUGACGUUCCGGAAAUCCACGGGUCUUCCACAGCUGUCGGUAUAGUGAGCAUCGACGAGGAUGUAACGUACAUCGGCCCAAUCGAGGCGUGCACCAAGUUCACUGUCGAGGAUGGCCCCGCCGCUACUCAAGCGUCAGACCGAGCUCUGGAGGACGCUUACUGGGAUGAUCUCUUUGGCCCCGACCCCGAGGCCCUCCGUGCUUACGAGAUUCGACCCGAUCCCUUGGUCAACCUUCCUGAAGAAGGACAAUCCGUUGCAGUGGAUGCUUUCGACGCACUGGUUGCCGACAUGCGAUCGUUCUCGUUGUCCUCCACCCCCAUCCACGUUCCCGAUAUUGCACCCGCGCCUCCUUCCGCUGUAAUUCCAAGCUUCCUCGGAGAGGAAGAAUCAGAAGACGAGGUCCUUUGUGGCCGAUCUUCCAGGAAACAGGAGUCCUCCGGCCUAGCUAGAACCCAACGCAGCUCUCGUCGCAUGAACCCCCUCGGCAAUGCAAGAAAUGAGUUCAACGAGUGGAGGGAUGGAUCGAUGGAUCGAGGAGACACCUCGUAUGGGAGGUCGAGCGUGAAGCGUCUGCUCAAGCGCAACAAGGAAAAAGAUAAGGAGAACAAGAAGACGGGUUUCAAAAUCAAGUGGAACCCGAAAGGCCAGACUGCAGAGGAGAUCCUCAAGGUAGUUGCACCGACCCCGCCUAAGGAGGAUGACUGCGCUGAUGCAAUGGGUUCCACUGGGAUAUCCUCCUCUGCGGAGAUGGAUGACCUCAUCUCGGCAUUCGGUUCGAUUACUGCGCCUUCGUUGACUUAA
Messenger RNA from Sparassis crispa, 2532 nucleotides. RefSeq lists its product as hypothetical. The coding region runs from base 1 to 2532 and encodes 843 amino acids. The transcript is spliced from 4 exons. The record is from RefSeq and is a predicted model, not a curated record. NCBI's taxonomy places the organism in Eukaryota, Fungi, Basidiomycota, Agaricomycetes, Polyporales, Sparassidaceae.